CUGUACUUCCUGCCUGCCUUAACUUUGCUGUCCGCAGCCAGGCGGCACACAGUGCACACAAGCUUCUGCUUUCAACAGAUGAACACAUAUCCGCCUGGCCGUCCUCAUGACACAGCAGGAGCAGCAGGAGUUCAGGGAGAGCCUGGAGGCAGCCCUGUCCUGGAUGCAGGCCAUCCAAGAGAAGCUGAGGGCCAAUGACAACACCCAGGGGCCCCGGGACGCCCUGGAGGCUCGGCUUAGGGAGACAGAGAAAAUCCAUGAGUCUGAGCACGAGGGGCGUGUGAAGAUGGACGUUGUGCUGGUGGCUGCAGAGGUCCUUCUGCAGAGUGGAGAUGAAGAGUUAAAGAAUCAAACCCACUCUAAACUCAAAGAGCUCAAGGCACUAUGGGAGGAGACCUGCACCUACAUCAUCCACUGUCACAGUCGCAUUGAGUGGGUGUGGCUACACUGGAGUGAGUACCUGAAGGCCUAUGAGGAGUUUGAGCUAUGGCUGACUCGGCAGCAGCGCAGCCUGGAUGCCCGUGUGGAGCUGCAGCUGGGGGUGAAGGAAAAGCUGUGGCAAGUGGACCAGCAAAGGGUGGUAGUGAGUGACAUCCAUGGCCAGGCAGCGCUGCUGGAGAGGCUGCUGGAUGAGGCCGCUGCCUUGCACAACCGCACUCAGGACCCUAGCGUGGAUCCCCAAGUCCAGGAGAGACUUCAGGAGGCCUACAGUGACGUCCGGGAAAGGGCUGAGGAGCGUCUGUUGCUGCUUCAGAAGAAUGCUGAGGAGCACCAGAUGUACCAAGGCUGUGUUCAGAAGUUCCAGUCCUGGCUGCUGUCAAAGACAAAGGAACUUGCUGAUCUGGUGGAGAGGGAGGAUACAGCCGAGAACAGACUCAAAGCCUUGCAGGGCUUGGAUGACAGUGUAGCCAGUGAGGAGAAAACCCUGCAGCACAUUGAGGGUGUGGCGGAGGCAGUGCGGGCCAAUACCUCCCCAGCAGGAGCGGAGGUGGUAGUGGAGGAGGCCGAGGAGCUGAGGCUGGGCUGGCAGAGGCUGAGGCAGAACCUGUGUGAGGUCGGGGAGAGCCUCCGCUCCAGCGUGGACUCCCACAGCCAAUACGUGGCCAGGUGCCACCAACUGGGGGAAGACAUUGGUCGCCUCAGGGGACUGCUGCAGGGGCUGAACCACGAGCUGGAGGAGGGACGCGAGGCUGGAGACAGGGCCGACCACACUGAGGAGCAAAUGGUGGGCCAGUGGAGGAAAUACACGGGUGUGAGGAAUACCCUGUCAGCCAAAGAGUCCCAGGUGGAAGACCUCAAGGCUCAGCUCAAAGAACUUUUCCGAUUUUCGGAGGAUUCCCGCCAUCUUUCUGAUGACGUUCUGGCCGUUGUCAAAGAGCAUCAGAGUGUGAAGUGCCGAGCGGUGCGGCUGUGUUCAGAGUCGGAGUCGGGGCUCAGGAAAAUCCUGCAGGACCCGCUGCUGGUGUUCGCACAGUGGAGCCACAAUGUCUCCCAAGUUCUGGAAGCUUCUGCUGAUGUCACAGACUUCUCCCACAUUGCCAUGUUGGUCCAGAGCAUAGAGCGGUUGCUGAAGCGUAGCGUUCAGCUGCAGGAGCGUCUCAGCCUGCUUCAGGUGAAGGGGGAUCUGCUUGCCUCAGUGUUCGACCCUGAGAGGACUGAUGGCCUGAUGGGGGACCUGAGCGCCGCUAUCAGGAACCGGGAGCUGCUGCACUCCCAGCUGCUGCAGAGGAAGAGCAGGCUACAGGGCUUAAUCUCAAGAACCAAGGACUUUGGAGAUGCCUACGAGUCAAUCCGCUCCAAGCUGACAGUCCUUCGAGACAGAUUUGUUGCUGUCGAUGCUCUCCUGCCUGACAUCCUUGCAAAGAAGAGUCAGUUGGACCAGCUCAGGGUGAUCCAGAAGGACCUGGAGGACUGUGAAGCCCAUAUUACAGCACUGGAGACCCUGGUCUCAUCCAGUCCCACUAACAGAACUCAGUUUGAGAGGCUGUUUGCUGACUGGAAACUCCUUUACAAGGCAGUCAGGGUGAAGGCGAAUGAAAGUGAGGAGAGCAUUGCUGAGCAUGAGAGCUUCCAUGACAGCUUGCUGAAUGUGGAGAAGUGGCUGAUGAUCAUGAAGCAGAAGCUGGAGUCCUUCCGCAUUCCCUCAGGAGAAUGGAGCAUUGACAACCGCCAGCACGAGGCUGAGAGGGCACUAGGGGAGUUUCCAGAGAAGGAACUUCAGCUGCAGCAGACGGAGGCCCUGGGUCAGCGGGUUUUGAAGAGGACUUCAGAGGAGGGACAGGUCCAUAUCGUCCGAGACUUGAAGCGCCUUGAGGAGUCCUGGUUGGCCCUAAACAACCUCAGUAUUAACCUCUACAGGCUGCUGAAUACCUCUCCAGAGGAGCCAGAUUCUGACCUGUGGAGACUUAGAGGCCUGACAGGAGACAAUGCAGCCCUAACAGCAGAUCUCGGCCUUGGGGAGGAAGACAGCCAGGACAGGGGAGCAGAAGAGGAAGGGAGGCUGAUGGUUGACACUGGGGAGAGGAUGAGUUAUGGCCAAGCUGGGUGGAUUCAGGGCCAUGCUGGAGGACAUCUCAGACUGGUUGGAGAAGACGAAAGUCAUAGCCUCAGCCAGUCGAAAACAGCUGAAGAAAGUGGACAUCCCAUUGAAGAAGUAGACUUCUCAGCUUGGACAGGGCAUAUUCACAGCCGAAUUAGCCAGAAAGGCCAGAGCUCCACAGGGGUUUCUAAAGACUCCAGAGCUGAUGGAAGCUCUAAAAAUGGGAGGCCAACAGGUGAAGACAGCAGCAACUUGACUGGACAGAGUCGGGGGGCAACAGUAAAGGUCUACUAUGGUGAGGGUAGCGGAAUGAACUCCGGAGAAGGCAGAGAGGAAGCAGGAGAAACCCUAGGCCAAGGAGGAGGUGCCUUCAUGUUGUUCAGAAGGGAUCCAGCCAAGCAGCAGUCAGCAGCACCAUCAUCACCACAUAAAACGGUGAACGCAGGGCAGUAUGAGACCCGGAGGAGGGAGUUUGAAGCAUGGCUCCAUAGUCAGAAUGAACUCCUCUCGGGGAUCCUCAGUACCAAAGGAGCAACGCUCAGCACUGAAGACCUCAAGGUCCAGCGGGACACAGUGAAGUCUCUUAGGGCUGGAGUGGGUUGGGGGCAGGAGCAGUUCCAGCUCUUGCUCCAGGAAAGCCAGGGCGGUGAGGCUGGGUCUGGCCCAGUAGAGGAUGUGGGUCUGGAAGAGCUGCGCUACCGAUGGAUGCUCUACAAGUCCAAGCUGAAGGAUAUGGGAGACCUCAGGGCCAGACUCAGUGUCAAGGGUGUCACAGCCCCAAAAGAAGAGUCUGCCAAAGUAAAACAUGUGCAAAAGAAGCCCGGGUUGCUGCAGCGCGUGUGCCGAUGUGCCCUUCCUCUCUGGCUCCUCUUCCUCGCUCUGCUCCUGCUGGCCUUCCUGCUGCCUUUCAUGGACGAGGGCAACAGCUGCUCCCUGUCCAACAACUUUGCCCGCUCCUUCAACAUCAUGCUCCGCUAUGACGGACCACCGCCCACAUAGGAAGCUUCAUGUGGGCCUCUGAACUUCACACCUCACUUUGUGCAGAAGGUGAGGCUGCUGCAGCGGAGCUGUCGGUAACGUUGGAGAUGUCGCCUGAAUGACUUGGUCUCAUGUCUUCAGUCCCCCAUUUUCCCUGCUCUUUAACCUUGUCUUGUUAUGACGGACCACCAUGUGCAGAAACCUUGACUGGACAGCACAACUUGGACUCUUAUACACCCUUGGGCUUCAGAUUCCACUUUCCCCUACAACCUCAACAUCUCACUCACACCACUACCACCUAAACUGAGCUACAAAUCUCAUUUUAAAAAUACAUCCUGCUGUCAGUGCCUCUGAUCCAGGGUGCAUUUGAAAAUUCACUCUGGUAAUAUCAGUGCGCCCCCUCAGCUCUCUCAUUGAGAAUAGGGCUGGGUCAUAAUUUUCAAAUUUUUGAAUAGUCACAAAAUUGUGAAAAAAAAAAAAAAAAAUCCAAUAGUUUAUGCGACUAUUGUCUUCCCUGACAGAUAAAAAAAUAACACAUGUUCCCUUGUUUUUACCAGCACCUGGUAGUAAUGCAAGAGCUUGUGUUCAGUUGGGCUCACCUCUGGACAGGGCAGUAAAGCAUUUGCUAAUUUUUUACGAUGUUUUGAGGAAACCUCAAACCUACUACUCCACAUGGCUGUUGAAGAAUGCUUAUCAAACUUUUGUCAGCGUUACCUCUGAUAAAAAUAUAAGGAAACAAAAACACACCCACUCGUGCCUACCUCACACUCAGGAGCAGAGGCGUGGCGCUCAGGGAUAUCCCAUCAAGUACCUGGUCAAAAAAUUGUCAAAUAAUUCCCGUUAAAAUCUCGAAUAGCAUUUUUGCCUGAAAUUCUCAUCCCUUGGGAAAUGCUGAGCCCUGUGCACUCAGAGCCACACUGCCCACCCCGCCUGUUGAGCAACAGAUCCUCAUGUUCCCCAUAAUGGAUGACAUUAUGGUGAAAUGCAGCAGCUGGGUUAUUUAGCAAUCUAAAUAGCAUUAUUCAACACGCAGCAACUUGCAUUAACAAGGGCAUAUCAAUCAUGUUUGUGUAAGCAAUUUCAAAAUAUCCAAAUAAACUAAUACCAGGGCUAUAGGUAGCUAACCAGCUAGAGUAAAUCUAGCUGUUUAGCUACCUAUAUCACAUAUCUAUAUCACAACAAUAUUUCUGUUUGCUAACUUGAUACUCUGGCUAACAGAUUUCUCAUUUGUACAUUUCAAAAUAAUCAUGUGCCCUGCCCGAGGGGAGCUCCCUGAUUCCACAGCAGAGUCCAUUUCCAAACGCACCCCCAGUGUUAUUUUCACGCCAAGCUCCACCAUGAUGGGGCACCGUCUAUGUAGGACACCGGACUACGCAGUCACACCUCAGCAAUACUGAACUUCAGUUCCCACAUUCCUUUGCAGCUUCCAAAUCCGGUACUGUAUAUCAGACACAUGCCCGUGAUGCACAGCAGGCUGCGGACUACAAAUCCCUGAUCUAAAGAGCACACAUCACCAUGUAGCUAUUACACGUCUGACGGCUUUAACACCUCUGAACCAAAGUCAUUCUCCUCAUGUUUUAGCGUCAUGCUGAUGGAGGGGUCAGUGGCUGCUGCACAUAGAAAGCACACCCACACUAAGUCCCAUAGGAGGUGAAUGGACUUGUUGACACUGUAGCUUGUAGUGGUGGCUGACUGCUGCGCUAACACUUAACUGCAGCAUUAUAAGCUCAAUGCAUGGCCAUUUUAAUCAGAGCAUAUAACCACUGGGCAUGUGUUUCUUUAAUGCUAUGAUGUUAAAUUGAAAAAAUUUUGAGAUGAGUGUUAUCUAAGAAAAGUUUAUCUGUGGGCUCUAGUGGGCUUAAUCUGGUUGAAAUGCAUUGCUGUGCACUUGCAGUAAAGUGUUAUCACUGCUUCACACUCCACUAGCAUCUAGUGUGUGUGUGUGUGUGUGUGUGUGUGUGUGUGUGUGUGUGUGUGUGUGUGUGUGUGUGUGUGUGUGUGUGUGUGUGAGUGAGUGUGGGCAGCCUGCUGAUGGAGCUGUCCUCCCUCCCACUCUCUUCCCUACUCAAAUACUUUGACACAGUAGCUCAUGGAAACCAAAUUCCCCACUCUGAGUGAUGGCUGAGAAGGAUGAGCCGAUGCUCCGCUUUGCUUAUAUUUGCAGAAUGUACUUUGACGUACCAAAAAUCUUCAUUUUUGGUUUACCUUAUAGUCUACAGAAUGCUUUUUUAUUCAUUCUUUUGUCCUUGCAUGUGAGGUAAACAUAGUUCAAUUUUUGUUUUAAUCUUGCACAUAAUACCUGUUUGUACGGUGUCUAUGCCAACUGCUCUGUUUCUGUUGACAAGAAAAUGGAAGGGUUAAUGUCCCUCACUGAUCCAUCCAUGUGUCAACUAAGGCAAAAGAUUUCAUUUAGAUUAUUUUAAUUCUUUAAAUUUUUUAAAUUUUAUCAAUCAUUUUAUCUGGCAAAUUCUUAAAGACCCCAUGAAAUGGACUUUUACUUUCUUGAUUUGAUGCAGUCUCUGCUGAAACAGGAAGUUUGGGUGGGACAUGGUGCAGGGGAGGAUCAUUCACAAGUGGAAACCAACAGGAUAUCAGUUUGCAGGAGAAGCACAAUUUCAUUUGGAGGGAUUAGGUGGAUGAGAGAAGAUUUAUGAAGUUUUUAUUGGUUGAAAUUUGCACCCAGUCAUGCAGGAUGAUGUCACCAUUUGAGGUCCUCUGGUUUACAGGAGGAAGACGUGAGGUCAUUUCAUGGGGACUUUAAACGGUUGUUUGCACACGGGUCAAGGUGGUCACCAGUUUAUAUUUUCUUUAUGCUCGACUUUUUUCUGUGGGUCCUUUUUUUUUGUUCCGCACAACCGUGUCAUUUCAGCUGCUCAGCCGACUUUAUAAAUUGCAGGCUGAGCAUAAUGAUAAGUCUUUCACGUGGCCUAAACCACCAGUGAAAACAAAGAAAAGCGCUCCACCUUUGCACCUUACAUUUUCUUGGACCACAAUGCACUGCUGAAGCCAAAUUGAGUCUCUUUUUUUAUGUCUGAGUUAUAAAAAUGGAAAACGCUUCUGCUCUGGUAUCUUUUUGUAAACUGAAAUUUCAUAAUGUUAUCCUGUGUUCUCUCUCCAGCUGCUCCAUCAGCACUGCCAACACACAUUCACUCACAAACACACACCCACACAACACUCUCUCCCUUCUUUCUGGCCCUGGCUUUUUUGUUUCUUGGCUUCACGUGUUGCUAUGGCAAUCAUGACCAAAUGAAGUUAAUUCUCAGAGAGUGACUCUUUGUUUGUAGUAACUCCACAAAUAGUCUGGUAUGUUAGGAAUUUAAUUGUAAGUUCAACUUGAUCACUUUGGUUGUGGAAUCACAGGCGGGUGGUGGGGAACAGAGCAGAAGUGACAGCUUGUUCUCGUUUUUCUGAUUUUUUUUUUUUUUUUUUUGCUGAAGAAAUGCACAUUCUGUUGGGAAUGUAAAGGUGUAGCUUUUUAACAUCAUUUAAUCAUGUUAAUGAGAUUUUAAGUAUAAUUACCUUAAACAAAUGAGAGAACUGUUGGCCUCUAGCAGCCUCUACACUGCAUUUUGAGCACCUGGAUGGGAUUUGAAGGGAAGCCUGCUGGAUUGUGUUAUAGCAGAAAACAAUAAUAGAUAUAAAGUUUUUCAAAAUGGGUGAACUAUCCCUUUAAUUUGGAGAAACACUUGCAUUAGUAUUUCCCCUUGUGUGACAUAGAGGCUGUCAUUCAUCACCACGGUCUCAUUUGUUUUCAGUAAUUAUACCAAGACAUCACUGUUAAUUUGAUAAUGAUAUAUUGAUGGGUAAGAGUGCAACAUGUAGCACCUUUAAAUAGAUGUGCACACCACAUACACAACACAGUAAUGAAGAUGUACAUGUAAUAAUGGCCUUGGAGCUCUUAUUUAUAUCACAGUAUAAUCGAGUUAAUCAGCUGUACUCUAUGCCAUAACCAGGCGUAUUUAUUCAGUAUCUAGCUUUUCUAAACCCCGUAGGAAGAAUGCACUGCAUAACGGUUACAUAGUCACAGUUACACAGUUACAUCAAGUUAAGGUGUAGUCAUGCUCCUGUAAUGGAACCAAUGCUGCAUUGUAUAUUGUACCAGUAAUUAUACGGCACCUAUGCUUAUUGCACUGCUCUAGUCUGUUAUUAUUCUGCAUGUGUCCCUUUAGACAAGGCUAUGCAAUGUCUGUUCACACAUACCUUAUGCAAAAUGGUCAGUGACUGGAAUCAUAUGAGCAGAACUGGUUCCUUUUGAAGGAUGAAAUUAGAAUCCCUCUCUCCAGUGUGUGGAUAAUCAUCCAUACAGAAGAAUAACAUUCACAAUGGACAACAGUUGCUUUAAUAGAGUUGGUGAACUUGUUAUGCAAAUAAAUCCUGAUUGCCAGUGUCGGCUUGGCAGAUGGUAUUGAAUAUUUAACGCACACACAUGAAGAGCAACAGUGGACUGCUUUUUGUAAAAUGUAAAAUCAUUCUUUCUUUUUUUUUAUUGCUGUCUUGAAACAAAGGAAUGAUGCUUCACAUGAUUCAAGAGAGCUUGUAUUUAACCCAUAUAUGAAAUCCUAUUUUUUAUUCUGUUGAUACUGGAAAUAAAUAUGCAGUAUAAACA
This is a messenger RNA of Myripristis murdjan (pinecone soldierfish), 8123 nucleotides long. It is a transcript of the gene syne3, whose product is annotated as spectrin repeat containing, nuclear envelope family member 3. Gene Ontology annotation, molecular function: actin filament binding. Bases 107 to 3538 code for a protein of 1143 amino acids. Gene Ontology annotation, cellular component: cytoplasm; meiotic nuclear membrane microtubule tethering complex; nuclear outer membrane. The record is from RefSeq and is a predicted model, not a curated record. The transcript is spliced from 18 exons. Gene Ontology annotation, biological process: nuclear migration. Lineage: Eukaryota; Metazoa; Chordata; Actinopteri; Holocentriformes; Holocentridae.